This is a messenger RNA of Cavia porcellus (domestic guinea pig), 6735 nucleotides long. RefSeq names its product igE-binding protein-like. The transcript is spliced from 3 exons. Gene Ontology annotation, biological process: viral process. Lineage: Eukaryota; Metazoa; Chordata; Mammalia; Rodentia; Caviidae. The coding region runs from base 2309 to 3961 and encodes 550 amino acids. The record is from RefSeq and is a predicted model, not a curated record. Gene Ontology annotation, molecular function: zinc ion binding; structural molecule activity; nucleic acid binding.
GGGCGCCAGCGAGGGUCGCGGCCGGAAGUGACGCUUGAAGCGCGACUGGGAGCGUGACAUCGCGCGGCUCACCGCUUCCUUCGCUGCACUGGCUGCUUGGCACUAGGCACUGUGGUUGGCUUCAGCCAGCUGUGGUCACUGCCUUCCAGCGCGGUCGGGGGCUUUGCAGAAAAGGACUACACUGGAAGGAGCAGGGCAGGAGGGGAAUGGAAAAGACGGCAAAAGGAUGAGAAAAAACGGUGGGAGAGGUGGAAAGGACAGUUAAAGGGGACGUGUAGCCAAAGGUUGCUGGGCAACUGGAAUCAGCCCGCGCUACUCUAAAAUGAGCCUUGUUGGGUGUGUCGGCGCACACCCGUUCUCCCAGCACUUACAAGAUCGAAGCCAGCCUGGUAACUGAGCAAGACCCUGCCCCAAAGCACAAAGUAAAAAUAAAUACAGUAAAUAAAGGCUAUACGUGGUGGCACAGACCUGUAAUCCUAGUACUAGGGAGGCUGAAGCAGAAGGAUUGCUGCGACCUUGAGACCAGUGAGAGCUACAUAGUGCGUUCAAGGCCAGUCUACAUUAUGUAUACUGAGACCCUGUCUCAAAAACCAAAAGUAGCCAGGCAUGGUGGUUCAUGCCUGUCAUCUAACCACUUGUGAGGCUGAGGCAUGAGGAUCAUCACAAAACAAAACAACCAAAAAUAAAGAUCUUGUCAGGCAAAACAGCACACACCUGUAAUCCCAGCACUCAGGAGGCUGAGGCAGGAGGACUGCCUGAGUUUGAGGCUAACCUGGGCUACUUAACCCUGUCUCAAAUGUAACAUAAUAAAAAGGGACCUCUUGGGGAUAGAAGUGCAUCUCACUGAUAAAGUACUUGUUGACCUUGCUUGAACCUCUUAGGUCAAUUCUCAGCACCUCCAGAAUAAAUAUGUAAAAAGAUAAAUAGUAAUUUAUGACUAGUGCAGGGCCAGCGGCCCCCACAGUCACAGAUAAUUGCCUCCAGGGGGUGCUCAAGACAUUGUCGUGAACAUGUAAAUAAAAUAGAAACCCGUAGUAUCUGCAUUUUCAAAUAAAGAAUCAUGUCAGUUUUCAUUUGUUUUUCUGAGAUAGUCUUGUUAUGUAGUACAGGUUGGUCUUGAACUCACUCUGUAGUCCAGGUUGGAAUUGAAAUUGCUGUGAUCCUCCUGCUUCAGCCUUAUGAGGGCUGGGAUGACAGGGUUGUGCCACCACACCCAGCUUCAUGACAGCUUUAAUAAAUUUGUUUAUAUGCAAAUGUUUUUUAUUUGUUUUUCCAAACAGUGCCUUGCUCUGUAUCCAGGCUGGCCUAGGUAUCCCAUGCUGGCCUCAGACUUGCCUCCUCCUGCCUCAGCCUCUCAAAUGCUGGAAUUACCAUCAUGUGCUACCGUGCCAGGUAGCAGAAACAGCAAUGCUGGGGCUUGGAGGACCAACCAAGAAAUCAACUAGCCAGCCUUUCUGGCCUAGGAGUAGUGGUCUGAGCAUCUCUUGGGAGGAUGACCGUAUGCAAUAUAGCAAGUAUGGGGGAUUUUCUUCUAGCUUGUUUUUGAAGUCAAAUACUGUUUUCACUGUUAUGCUUUGUUCUGAUUUGUUGGGCGCAGGCGCUCAACAUACCAUACCCCAGCCGGGACUAAGGACCACACCAGCUUCCGCAAUGCAUUACGUUCCUCUUUAAAUUAGCCAACCCGUGCACACCCCGCACUCACUCCGUACUCUGUGGCAACUCCUGAUUGGCCACAGCUGGAUAUUGUAGCCAGAGCCUGCAUCCCAUUCCCGCCCUGCUUCCUUGUGGCAGCCUGUGAUUGGUCACGGCCAAAUAUAUAAACCAGAGCCCGCGUAAAUAAACCAGCAGUUAACUGUCAUCCACAAGAGCGUCUUCUGUCUCCUGUUUCAUUGGGGAGCUGCGCCGGUCCACUGGUGGCCCGUACAGGGAGCCCGGAACGCUGAGACCCUCUCUCCGACAGUACGGGGAACGAACCUCUCUCUCCGACGGAACAGAGACGUUAACAGGUAAAACCGUCAAGCGCCAAUAGCAGGGGCUACUUGGCGGGCGGGGGCUGACAGGUUAAACUGCUCAACGUUGGUAGCGGGUGCUACGCAACAGGGCCGGAUAGCGGGGGCUAUCAGGCAACCUUGGGCGGACGCGUCGCAAGGGUCAGGAACUCAUAAAGAGAGUUCCGGGGGCCGUAAAGAGGCCGGUUUUGGGGGCGCCGUAAAGGGGCGCGGGGACUAAGCUGUCCCUGUAUAAAAAAAAAAAGAAAAAGAAAAAGAAAAAUAUAAAAUAAAAAGAAACUCUUGAAAUUCCGGUUAACAUGGGUAACACGGCUACUCAGCCACUGUCAGUCGCCUUAAGCGACUUACUGAGAGAAAAGGGAUUACAAAUGAAACGAGAACAAAUUCAAAACUUCCUCGAUCAGGUCGAUAAGGUAGCACCUUGGUUUGGUCCCACGGGGUCCGUUACCAUCCCCAGCUGGGAUAAAUUAGGGAGAGAUCUUGACUUUGCAGCAGAAAAUGGCCUCUUGGAGCCAGAAGUCAGACCCCUUUGGGCAGUGGUGAGAAGCUGCCUUGCAGACACCUCUUGUCGUGACCAUAUAAGGGCUGGCGCCAUGGCGCUUGGUUACCAUCAGGCAGAGUCCUCCCGGGAGCAAUCUCGUGAGCCCAGUGCCGCAGGCGAGGUGACCCCACCCAACCCAGAAACAAAGGACUCGUCAGAUAAUGAGGGGGAGGAAGAAGAAGUAUACAAAAUGGUGGAUGCAGACACCACCGAAAGAGGGGAAGUCACACACAUGCAGUCGAGAGGGCCCUACUCUGAGGCCAUAAAUGAGCGGCAACGCAGGAUUUCUCAGAGUAAAUGGGUCAAUGAAAGCGAGUACGGGAUCCCAGGGCCACCCCGUAUAAGACCUAUGGCUCUACCUCCCGACCCGCCAGAUUAUCAUGCCCACCGGAGACCCUGCCAUCAGCUAUAUAGCUGUCCGCAACGGGUCCAGACGUCCCCUGGGACAUUCCAGGAAGACCUUUGGCAUCAAGUCAAAAGAGAGGACCCAGGAGGCCUGGGCCAUUUUCUCCAGGCUUUUCCGGUUGCUGUAGAUGCUCAGGGAAAUAAAGCCCACCUGCCUAUAGAUAUGAAGGCGAUAAAGCAUCUUAAGGAGGCCAGCACCAUGUACGGUGUUAAUGGGGCGUAUACCCUGUCCCUAGUAGAAGCCCUGGCAGGAAACGCCAUGACACCUGCUGAUUGGGCCAGUUUGUGCAAGGCAGUGCUCAGCCCAGGCCAAUAUCUUGAUUGGAAAGCUUGGAAUGUUGAACUUGCCACAGAACAGGCCCAAGCUAAUGCCCAGAACAAUCAGGCCGCCUGGAACGCGGAUAUGUUAUUAGGACAAGGGCAGUAUCUCAAUAACCAGCUGAUAUUUCCACAAGAGGUGUAUGCACAGAUAAAUAGAAUAGCCAUACAAGCAUGGAAACGGGUCUCGGCUAGGGGAGAAGUCUCAGGCCACUUGACAAAAAUUUUGCAGGGCCCGAGCGAGCCUUUUUCAGAUUUUGUGGCCCGCAUGAUGGAGGCGGCAGGGAGAAUUUUUGGGGACGCUGAGACAGCCAUGCCGCUCAUUAAGCAGCUCAUUUUUGAGCAAUGUACUAAAGAAUGUCGCUCUGCCAUUAGUCCAUACAAAAAUAGGCCUCUUGAGGAAUGGAUGAAACUCUGUCGGGAGAUCAGGGGGCCAUUAACCAACUCAGGUUUGGCAGCCAUGUUAAUGAAGCUAACUAAAGAAGGUCAGGGAGGCAGAGCGGCGCCACAGAAUGGCGCCCGCCCGAAAGAAGGCUGCUUCAAAUGUGGCAGACAGGGACACAUAAAAAGAGACUGUCCAUCUUGGGGACUCGGAAGAGAACAACCCCCCCUCCUGAAGACCGAAAGUGCCCCAGAUGUAAGAAGGGAAAUCACUCCGCCGCGGAGUGCCGCUCCACCUUUGAUGUAAAUGGGUUGCCCCUCACAGGUAAGGGCCGUAACCCAGAGAGGCCAAAAAACGGGAUUGGGGGGCCCCCCCGGGGGUGGGCCCCCGAUUCUACCCAGCCAGAGAGUAUAUGGUAGACCAGACACUGCCAAUGAUGCCAACAUGGGCAGGUCAGAACCGAGGAGAGCCUCUCCGGGUUCAGGGGGACUUGACCUCUGUGCCACCACUGGACUCGUAUUAACCCCGAAAAUGGGGAUACAGGCCAUAGAGACAGAUAUGUCCGGCCCCUUACCGGAAGGCACAGUAGGGUUGAUAAUUGGUCGAUCAUCCCUCUCCAUGAAAGGAAUACAGGUCUUACCGGGUGUUAUAGAUUCUGAUUACACAGGAAAAAUAAAGGUGAUGAUGCAGGCUCCUAAAGGCCCAGUAGCUGUAGGGGCAGGAGACCGCAUCGCUCAGAUGCUAGUGUUAUCCAGCCGUCAUGGGGAUUAUCCAUCAUUGUCUGGUAUUAGAGGAGACAGAGGAUUUGGAUCAUCAGACCCAGCCUUUGCCGCCCUCGUUCUUAGAUUGGAUGAGCGCCCCAUGCUAACGUUGUCACUCAAUGGGCGAAAAAUAUCCGGACUGCUAGACACAGGAGCAGACUGCUCUAUUAUAGCUGAAAAGGACUGGCCACUAACCUGGCCUACCCAGACGGCACAACAAACACUGCAAGGCUUGGGAUCAGUUCAUGCACCUAAAAUUAGUAGUCAGAUAAUUAAAUGGGAAGACAAUGAGGGACACUCAGGAGAAUUCAUACCCUAUGUUCUCCAGCUUCCAGUUACCCUAUGGGGGAGAGAAGUGCUCUCUGCCCUAGACUUGACCUUGUGCAAUGAAUAUUCUCACACAGCCAGGAGAAUUCUUAAAAAUCAAGGGUAUGAACCAGGCAAAGGAUUAGGCAAAGACCUGCAAGGAAAGCCUUUCCCCAUCCAGGCACAACCACGUGCUCAGAGGCAAGGUUUGGGUUUUUAGUGGGGGUCACUGACUCGGCUUCUGCCCCUCUCAAAUUGACAUGGGUCUCUAAUGACCCCAUUUGGAUAAAUCAGUGGCCCCUACCACGAGACAAAGCAGAAGCCGCAUCCAAACUUAUUCAAGAGCAAUUAAAGUUAGGCCAUAUCAAACCCUCAAGUCUAUUCUGUUUAAACAAAAGGAGGGUAUUGCCCAGGGCAUGACACCUAGGGCCAGACUAAAUCUUGCCCUCUUUACUUACAAUUUUGUAAACAUCAACCCACAAGGAUCCACGCCAGCACAGCUACAUGCCAACCCUGUCGCACCCAAACAUGGUUGGGUACGCUGGAAAGACCUCCUGCAUGGGGUGUGGAGAGGCCCCAGCCCAGUACUUAGUUGGGCGAGAGGGGCGGUCUGUAUCUUCCCGCAGGAAAAAGGCAGCGAACCUGUCUGGGUCCCGGAAUGCCUGAUAUGUCCCUGCAAACCACCAGACCCCGACCCAGAGGAAACGUCAACCACAGAACAGGGGAACCAACAGGAGCCUCACAAGCCAGACCAAGCAAGUACACCCACAACUCCCAUUAACCAUGGCACCUUGGCCAACUCCCCUGGUUAGUAGCCUCCUUUUCCCCUCCUUCUUGCAUCUCGUACGGUCCUUGCAGCCAAUGACUUUUCUAAAUUGCUCCACCGCAACCUGUUAUGUGUUAUAAUGUUGGGAUAACAGUACACUUUCAGCUGUUAUGCAGGUACUCCAGUUCGCACCGGUUCCAGUUAUGGCAGACUCAGACGAGUUUCCUGUGAUCCAGCUCGGGCCAACUCUCCAAUUGGCUUUCAUAAAGGAAUGGGCAGGAACAGGGGCUCUGGCUACCAUGACUACACUUGCCGCAUUCGGCAGUCUACUUCUGCUCUGUCGGAUUCGCAGACAAAGGAAUAGGGACAAAGUAUCAAACAAGCAUUGCUGAUCAUGGAAUCUGGUCAAAGCCUGGCAGCAUGGCUCGCCAUGCUGUGACGCAGGUGUGGAGCAAAGCAUCGCAGGGGGUGUCGUCCUUGGCCAGGAGACACCCCGGUCCCCAUGUCGGUGAGCAUGUGGGUUGGGCUCAUAAAACAAUACUCCCGCCCCCUCCAAAAGAGCACCAACGAGUAGUGAGGCAUUGUCAUGACUGCAGCGUGACACCUCACGAGGGGCGCCGACCUCUGGAGACCCUGCGUCAGUUAUAAAGAAAGGGGGAGAUGUUGGGCGCAGACGCUCAACAUACCAUACCCCACCUGGGACUAAGGACCACGCCAGCUUCCGCAAUGCCCUAUGUCCCUCUUUAAAUUAGCCAACCCGUGCGCACUUCGUGCUCACUCCGUACUCUGUGGCAACUCCUGAUUGGCCACAGCUGGAUAUGGUAGCCGGAGCCUACGUCUCAUUCCCGCCCUGCUUCCUUGUGGCAGCCUGUGAUUGGUCACGGCCAAAUAUAUAAACCAGAGCCCGCGUAAAUAAACCAGCAGUUAACUGUCGUCCACAAGAGCAUCUCCUGUCUCCUGUUUCAUUGGGGAGCUGCGCCGGUCACUGAUUGUUUUGUACUAUUAAAUAUUCUGUUUUGAUUGGUUUUAUAGUGUUCUGGUUUUGGUUUGAUUUUGUUCUACCUGAUGGGAAUGGACAAGUACUGUGAAGAUAAUGAGAUACACUGUAGUAGCUAUUGUUGUUUUCCUGGUAUCCUGCUUUGAAGUUCUGUACCAAUUUUGCUGCCUUGUUUUGAUUGGAUUUGGUCUGUUUUGUUUUGUUGCAUUUUACUACCUUUAAAAUAAAAAUAAAAAAAUAGGUAUGGGCA